Messenger RNA from Naegleria lovaniensis, 1635 nucleotides. RefSeq lists its product as uncharacterized. Lineage: Eukaryota; Heterolobosea; Eutetramitea; Acrasida; Naegleriidae. The record is from RefSeq and is a predicted model, not a curated record. Bases 1 to 1635 code for a protein of 544 amino acids. Gene Ontology annotation, molecular function: aldehyde dehydrogenase (NAD+) activity. The transcript is spliced from 2 exons.
AUGCAACAACAACUCCUACAAAAAUCACUCAAAUCAAUUUCAUCGUCAAGAGCAAUUAAACAAAUCAAGUCAUCCACAGCAGUGAGAAGUUAUUCAACCAACAAGAAAUCUACCUUUGCUGAUAAUGACUUUUUAUCAAGACUCGGACUUGUAGAAGAAGGCAAUCCUGGUAUUUCUAUUGGUUCCGAAUGGAAAGGGUCUGGCCAGAUUGUUCAGUCCAUUAAUCCAUCUGAUAAUUCCGUUAUUGCAAGCACUGUUACUCCAACCCUUGCAGAGUACGAGCAAGCUGUUCAUCUUGCAAAACAAGCUGAAAUUGAAUGGCGUAAUAAGCCUGCUCCAUACAGAGGAGAAAUCGUUAGACAAAUUGGAGUAGCUUUACGUGAAAAGAUUCAAGAUUUGGGUAAAUUAGUGAGUUUGGAAAUGGGCAAAAUCCUUCCCGAGGGUGUCGGUGAAGUACAAGAAUUCGUAGAUAUUUGCGAUUAUGCCACUGGCUUAUCAAGAAUGAUCAAUGGAAGCGUUUUGCCAAGCGAGAGACCCAAUCACAUGAUGUAUGAAAUGUGGAAUCCAAUUGGUACCGUUGGUGUCAUUUCUGCAUUCAAUUUCCCUGUUGCUGUCUAUGGAUGGAAUGCUGCUUUGGGUCUUGUUUGUGGUAACACAAUGGUUUGGAAAGGAGCACCAACAACCUCCUUGUCAACUAUUGCUACCGGAAAGAUUAUUCAACAAGUGUUGAAGGAUAACAAGUUAAAUCCUGCAAUUUGUACAUCCAUGACUGGUGGUGCUGAUAUUGGUGAAGCAAUUGCAAAGGACAAAAGAAUUGGUCUUGUCUCAUUCACUGGAAGCACCAAGGUUGGAAAGAGAGUGAGAGAAAUUGUCAAUGAUCGAUGGGGCAAUUGUUUAUUGGAAUUGGGUGGUAACAAUGCUAUCAUUGUUUGUGAAGAUGCUGAUUUGGAAAUCGCUUUCAGAAGCGUUUUGUUUGCAUGUGUGGGAACAGCAGGUCAACGUUGCACCACCACUCGUCGUCUCAUUAUUCAUGAAAGUGUGUAUGAUCAAUUUAUUAACAAGUUGAAGAAGGGUUAUGCCAAUGUCAAGAUUGGAGAUCCUUUGAGAGAAAGUGGUGUAUUGUGUGGUCCUCUUCACACCAAGAACGCUGUUGAGCAAUAUAAGAAUGCUUUGGAGCAAGCUAAAAAGCAAGGAGGAAAGAUUCUCUAUGGUGGUAAUGUUCUCAAUAGAAGUGGUAACUAUGUUGAGCCAACUAUUGUUGAAAUUGCCUACGAUGCUCCAAUUGUUCAACAUGAGACAUUUGUUCCAAUUGUUUAUGUCAUGAAGUUCAAGAAUUUGGAGGAAGCUAUCAUGAUUAACAAUUCUGUUGAACAAGGUUUGAGCAGUAGUUUGUUCUCUAGAAAUCCAACAAAUAUUUUCACAUGGCUUGGUCCAAAUGGUUCUGAUUGUGGUAUUGUCAACGUCAACAUCCCAACCAAUGGAGCAGAAAUUGGUGGAGCCUUUGGUGGUAACAAAGCUACUGGUGGAGGACGAGAGAGUGGAUCUGAUUCCUGGAAACUGUACAUGAGAAGAUCUACUGUCACACUCAACUAUGGAAACACUCUUCCUCUUGCACAGGGCAUCAAAUUUGAUUAG